This is a messenger RNA of Olea europaea var. sylvestris, 1272 nucleotides long. Its product is annotated as CASP-like protein 2B1. Bases 465 to 1076 code for a protein of 203 amino acids. NCBI's taxonomy places the organism in Eukaryota, Viridiplantae, Streptophyta, Magnoliopsida, Lamiales, Oleaceae. The transcript is spliced from 3 exons. The record is from RefSeq and is a predicted model, not a curated record.
UCUGUCUCUCGUCUUUUUCUCCCACAUAAAAAGGAAUGGGUUACAAUAAUUCUCCUUAAAUGAGAGAAUUAAAGGCAGUCUCUACCCUAAUCUCUCUCCUUUCUUGAAACAAGAAACCAUCGCCCAUUCCCAGAAAUCUUUUAGGCCUUUGUUCUUUAAUGCAAUCUCAGAUGUCAGGUCGUCUUGCAUUCAAUGCAAGAUUAGCCUCCAAUUAAUGCCCCCAUGAAUGUUGAUAAAUUUGUGGCCUCUAACCAUUCCUACACAUGGUGAACUAUAAAUUACAAUGCCAAACACUUGGCAGCACUACAAAAAAAGUGCAUUAAAUCUUUGAAUAUAAAAUGCAUGAACUAGUGUUACUGGGUGUCUAUAUAAGCAGUAGGGUGUGUUAGGUGAAUUUCGUACAGCUCUUUACUUCUUGUGUUUAUUUCUUCCCGAGUAAUUGUAGAUUGGAAAUAGGAGUAAAAAUGAGUAGUUAUCUUGGUGUAGGAGUGAGUCCUGGAACUGUUCCUGUUUAUCAUGGGAGCAAUUUGAAGGCAAUUGACAGGAGAGUGAGGCUCGCAGAAUUGAUUUUAAGGUGUUUGAUAUGUGGUCUAGCUAUACUUUCUGCUGUUCUUAUAGGGACAGACACUCAGGUUAAAGAGAUUUUCUCUAUUCAGAAGAAGGCUAGAUUUACAGACAUGAAAGCCUUUGUUUUCUUGGUAAUAGCCAAUGGGUUAGCUGCUGCCUAUUCACUUGUCCAAGUUUUGAGGUGUGUUUUGAGCAUGAUUAGAGGAAGUGUGCUCUUCAACAAGCCCUUAGCUUGGGUCAUUUUCUCUGGUGAUCAGAUAAUGGCCUACUUAACUCUGGCUGCAGUGGCUGCCGCUGCUCAGUCUGCUGUUUUUGGCAAAUAUGGGCAGACGGAACUUCAAUGGAUGAAGAUUUGCAACAUGUACGAGAAAUUCUGCAACCAAAUCGGGGAGGGCAUAGCAGGUGCAGUAGUUGUAAGCAUUGCUAUGGUCGUCCUCUCUGCUAUUUCUGCGUUUGGUCUGUUCCGUCUGUAUGGACACAACAAAGGCAAGAACAAUGGAAAGUGGUAAAUUAGGUUAUAUACUACCAGUUAUAUCAAGCUUUUCAGUUUCCCUUCAGACAUGGAAAUUGUGUAACUUGUUCCAUUUGUGUGAAAGAUGAUGGCCCUUUUCAUUGUAUAAUAAAAGAAGUUUGUCUAUAUGUUAGUACAUCAAAAUUAUGUAUCUUACAGAAUAAACAUAUGGGAUGUGAAUGGAUUCUGUUAAA